UUUAAGAAUUGAUUAAAUUCAUGUUGUUUUGAUGUAUUUUUGAACAAAUGCUUCUUUUAGAAGGUAUUGGGAUUUGACUUUCAAUUUAAAUUGAGAAUGAUGAUAGAUUUGAAAUGUGUGAGGAUCUAGAAAAUCUUGCAUUAACUAAAUCAAACAAUUCUUCAUUUCUUUUCAAAUCUUCUUCCCUAAGUUCUUCUCCAGAGAUUGGAUCUGUUCCAUGCAUUUUGAUGUACUCUCUAAUUUUACUCUCUUCGUAAGUGUUUCCUUGAGGAGUUAUAUAAGGGUUUAUCAUUGUUACUCCAAAGUAAGGAUCUCGCAAAGCAUUUAGAAUAUCUACUAAUUUUAUGCUUUUUGAGGUUUCUGUUCUGUUAGGUCGUCUUGACCUUUUCAUUCUUUUUCUUUUAGUCAGUCUGGAAGCCUCUGGCCAGCUUCUAGAGCUCUUACUUUCUUCAAUACCAUCUCUCAAAUUCCCAGCACUCUUGUUCUCUUCAUCUUUAUCGUUUCUCUCAGUCAUAUUAUCCUCUCCAAGGUUUAUACGAUUUUCGCUAAAAUUAUUAUCUGAUUCACUUUCCGAAACUUGAAAUGAUUCUGAAAGCUUUUUCUCUUCUUCAAGUUCUUCAGAUCUCUCUCUCAAACUUUUACCCUGUCUUCUCAUUUGAAAGCCAUAAUCUAACUCUUUGUCUUUCAAGGCCAUGAUCGAGGUUAGGAUCUAUAUUUGCAUCCUGUUCAUUUUCUUCGAUAUGAGAGUUAUCAAAUAUAAUAUUUAGUUCAUCAUCAUAGAUACCUCAGAUGGUAAAUUCUCUUUUCUGUUCUUCUCUCUGUUGGUUACCUCCAUUCUCUUCCAUUAUUUCCUUAAUUAUUUUAUUUCAGUUCUUCUCUUGUCAAAGGCAUUUCUUCUUCAUUAACAAUAUUUCCUUCCUUCAUUAUCUUAUCACAAUUUCUCUUAUCCUCUAUCCAAGACGCUAUAAAUCCAAGAAUUCCAGCUCCGGCUGCCACACCGGCUCCUACCACUCCAGUUUUGCCUCAUUUUCCUGAAUCCCACAUUGACUUCGAGAGAUCCGAAAUUUUCCCUGCAUUUUUGAACAGAAAAUUUCCUGUAGAGCCUCACAUGAUUAUUCUAUUCUUGCUUCUCCUUUGGAACAUAAUUUCAGCUUCAGCUGACGUAUCUGGGUAGAUCUGGUUAUUUAUGAGAAGGUCUGCUAAGUUAGAUAUUCCAGCUUCAGUGUCAAAGUUAAACACGAGAUCUCUUUGAGAUAGCAUAGAUAUUUUAUUUUAUUUUCGUAAUUUUUAGUA
This is a messenger RNA of Moneuplotes crassus, 1293 nucleotides long. NCBI's taxonomy places the organism in Eukaryota, Ciliophora, Spirotrichea, Euplotida, Euplotidae. The record is from the annotation of a GenBank genome assembly.